GCCACGAGUACCACGCACCACACGCACCACACGCACCGCCGCCAAGAACCUUCGAAAAGCCUUUCUCCCCCGAGGCCGCGUGGGUGCAUGGACGAGACGACGGCGAGGACGAUGAAUGGCGACGCUGAACAACACCCCGACUGAAGCCUGCGCCAGGCAUAUCGACACCAAUACUCCCCGUCACCACCGCAAUCAUGACGACGGCCUAUAGCGAGACCUUGAGUGCCAUCUUCCAAGACCUCAAAUCACGCAGCGAAAAGAUCAGACAAGCUGCUGCGGCGCGUCUCAUCGAACAGGUCACUGCCGCUUUCCGCGAGCUGCAGCCGACCGUGUGGAAUGCCUACUACAAUGAGGUCAACGUGAAGAUGGUGGGCUUCAUCCUCAGCGGCCAGGAUACUCAUGAGCGCAUCGGUGGCUUGUAUGCCCUCAACGCUUUGAUUGACUUCAAGGGCGACGAUGCUGCGUCCAAGGUCACCAAAUUCAGCAACUACAUCAAGAGGACGCUGGAGGGCAACGACACCAGCGCCAUGAUCGUUGCUGCCAAAUGUUUGGGACGACUGGCGAUACCGGGUGGAGCUUUGACUGCUGAGCUGGUCGAGGCAGAGGUCAAGCAUGCAUUGGAAUGGCUGACUUCCGAACGCAACGAGAAUCGCCGCUUUGCUGCAGUAUUGAUCAUGAGAGAGCUGGCGAAGAAUAGCUCGACGUUGUUGUACAUGUACGUUCCCGGAAUUCUCACGAGCAUCUGGGAAGGCUUGAGGGACCAGAAGGUCGUGAUAAGAGAGACGGCUGCAGAGGUGGUCUCCCAGUGCUUCAAGAUCCUGAACGCCCGCGACUUGCAAAUGCGGACGUCUUGCAUGACACGCAUGUAUGAGGAAGCUCAGCUUGGUCUGCGCCGCGGCACUGUCGAAAAUGUGCAUGGCUCGUUGCUUGUCUUCAAGGAACUGCUCGUGCAAGGCGGCAUGUACAUGCAAGGUGCCAAGUACAAAUACGUAUGUGACACUAUUUUGUUGCAGCAGUACCGUGAACACAAGGAUCCGACUGUUCGACGAACGGUGGUGGAGAUCAUACCGCUUCUUGCGGCUUAUGCGCCUAAGGAGUUCUGCCUUCACUACCUCGCACGCUCGAUGCAGCACCUUCAGAAUCUGCUCAAGGACGCUAGACAGCGGAAUCUCGCUUUCGCUGCCAUUGGCAAGAUUGCUCAUGCGGUGGGCUCACAGAUUGCACCCUAUCUGGAUACUAUCCUAUUGCACAUCCGUGACGCACUGUCAGUGAAGAACCGCACCAGACACUCCGACGAGGCGCCCAUAUUUGAGUGCAUCAGCAUGAUCAGCAUCGCUGUGGGCCAGACACUCAGCAAAUACAUGGAAGCUCUGCUCGACCCAAUUUUUGCAUGCGGUCUUUCAGAUGCUCUGACUCAAGCUCUAGUCGAUAUGGCCCACUAUAUUCCACCUGUGAAACAAACGAUACAGGAGAAGCUGCUGGACUUGCUCAGUAGGACUCUCUGCGGCCAGCCCUUCCAGACGCUCGGCCAUCCGACACAAGGCAAAGGCUUACCACCUAUCUACACCAAGGACUAUCGCGACCAGCGGGAUCCACAACACCAAGAGCACAAGGAUCAGGAAAUUGCGUUGGCGCUCCAUACAUUGGGGAGCUUCGAUUUCAGCGGUCAUGUGCUCAAUGAGUUUGUCAGGGACGUCGCCAUCCGCUACGUUGAAGAUGACGAUCCCGCCAUUCGCAAAGCUGCAGCACUCACAUGCUGUCAACUCUUCGUCAAAGAUCCCAUUGUGCAUCAGACUAGUCAUCAUGCAAUCCAAGUGGUCUCCGAUGUCAUAGAAAAGCUUUUAACGGUCGGUGUGGCCGAUCCCGUCGCAGAUAUUCGAAGAACCGUGCUCAUCUCCCUGGACGCUCGGUUUGAUCGGCAUCUAGCAAAGGCGGAAAAUGUCCGUACUCUGUUCAUUUGCCUAAACGACGAGAAGUUCGCCAUUCGCGAGGCAGCGAUGACCAUCAUCGGCAGAUUGACCAGUGUCAACCCAGCCUAUGUCUUCCCAUCAUUACGCAAGGUUCUCAUCCAAUUACUCACCGAGAUCGAAUACUCGAACAGCGCGAAUAACAAGCGGGAAUCUGCGCAGCUCAUCAGCCACCUUGUAGGCGCGAGCAACAAGCUAAUCAAGCCUUACGUUGACCCGAUGGUGCAUGUACUGUUACCCAAAGCCGAAGACGCCAACCCCGAAGUCGCUGCGACCACUUUACGUGCUCUCGGUGACCUGGCCAGUGUUGGCGGCGAAGAGAUGAAGAAGUACAUUCCGGAGCUCAUGAAGAUUAUCAUCCGAAGCCUCCAAGAUCUUGCUUCGCCAAAGAAGCGUGAGGCUGCUCUGUGUACACUCGGCCAGCUUGCCAGUAACAGCGGUUAUGUCAUCCAGCCCUACACCGACCAUCCCGACUUGCUCACUAUAUUGGUCAACAUCGUCAAGAGUGAACCGCCUGGCGAUCUUCGGCGCGAGACUAUUCGACUCAUGGGUAUUCUCGGAGCGUUGGACCCCUACAAGCAUCAGCAAGUCAUGGAAGAAUCGCCAGAGUCGAACCUGAAGGCAGACUAUCAAGGCAUCUCAGAUGUUACAUUGAUCAUGAACGGUUGCACUCCCAGCAACGAGGAUUAUUACCCCACCGUCGUCAUUCAUACCUUGAUGGAUAUGCUAAAGGAAGACACCUUGAAGCAAUACCACUCUGCUGUUGUGGAAGCUGUUAUGAACAUCUACGCCACAAUGGGCAUGAAGUGCGUACCGUUUCUUGGUGUCGUUGUUCCAGGAAUCGUAGGCAUCCUCAAAGAUGCUGCAACAGAGAAUCGCCUCGAGGGCUACUUCAGUCAACUUGGUAUACUGGUCAGGAUUGUCAAACAGCACAUUCGGCCCCACUUGCCUGUCAUACUGGCGGCAAUCAGUGACUACUGGCACCGAAACACCCAGCUGCAGGCCACCAUUCUCAGCCUGGUUGAAAGCAUUGCUAGAAGCCUAGAAGGUGAAUUCAAGGUCUAUCUGGCCAACGUCCUUCCCCUCAUGCUCGGCGUCCUCGAUGCAGAUGGUCGCUCUGAGGCUGGACGCGCAGCUAUGCAGCGAGUACUGCAUGCAUUCCUGGUGUUUGGUUCCAGUGCGGAGGAGUAUAUGCAUUUGAUCAUCCCGGUCAUUGUCCGCAUGUUCGAUUCUGCCGAUGGACGCUACAAGGACCGUGCUGUGCGCAAGGCUGCGAUUGAGACCAUUGGACGCCUGAGUAAACAGGUCAACAUCUCUGAAUUUGCCGCAAAAAUAGUGCAUCCUCUUGCACGAGUACUUACGGGCAACGACCAACUUCUCAAACCUGUAGCUAUGGAGACAUUAUGUGCAAUCAUCUUCCAGCUAGGACAGGAUUUCCUGCACUUCGUGCCAACGAUUGACAAGAUUAUGGCACAACAUCGAAUCAGCAACACUGCAUAUACCCUAAUCAUCACCAAGCUGAAGAAGCACGAAGCCCUCCCACAGGACUUGAGUCCUGACGAGAGGUACAACGAUGAGGAUGUCGACCAAUAUCCCGCAGAGAUCUCCUCAAAGAAACUUGCAGUGAACCAGCAGCAUCUGAAAAACGCCUGGGAGGCUAGCCAGAAGUCCACCAAAGAAGACUGGAUCGAAUGGAUGCGCAGGUUCUCCGUUGAGCUACUGCGUGAAAGUCCACAGCAAGCGCUGAGAGCCUGCACUAACCUUGCCGGUAUCUAUCCAUCGCUUGCUCGCACACUAUUCAACUCCGCAUUCGUGAGCUGCUGGACGGAGUUAUACGACCAGUACCAGGAAGAACUCGUUCGCGCGAUCGAGUCAGCCCUGACAAGCUCCAACAUCCCACCGGAGAUUCUGCAAAUUCUUCUCAACCUGGCCGAGUUCAUGGAGCAUGACGACAAAGCGCUGCCGAUUGAUGUUCGCACCCUGGGGAUGUACGCUGGCAAAUGCCACGCUUUCGCCAAGGCACUACAUUACAAAGAGCUUGAGUUUAAUGCCGAGCAAAACUCCAGUGCAGUUGAGGCGCUCAUCUCCAUCAACAACCAGCUACAGCAGACAGACGCCGCGUUUGGAAUCCUCAAAAAGGCCCAAGGUUACAAUGACGUUGAUCUCAAGGAGACCUGGUACGAAAAACUACAACGCUGGGACGAAGCUCUAAUGGCGUAUCAAGAGCGCGAAGAGAAGGAGUUGCAGACGCGAGACAUGGCUUCAUUCGAAGUGGUCAUGGGAAAGAUGAGGUGUCUUCACGCUCUCGGCGAGUGGGACACACUCUCGCAGAUCGCUUAUGACCGCUGGCACAGCGCCAACGGCGACGAUAAGCGACGGAUAGCACCAUUGGCUGCUGCCGCUGCUUGGGGUAUGGGCCAGUGGGAGAUCAUGGACGAGUACCUAGGCGCGAUGAAGGUUAGUACCCCUGAUCGUAGUUUCUUUGGCGCCAUCCUGUCUAUUCACCGCAAUCACUUCGAGGAGGCACAUAUCCAUAUCACCAAGGCUCGGGAUGGGCUGGACACGGAAUUGUCAGCGCUGCUCGCCGAAAGCUACACACGAGCCUAUGAUGUGAUUGUCCGCGUGCAGAUGCUGGCUGAGCUGGAAGAGAUUAUCCUCUACAAACAAAGCUCGCAUGACACCGAAAAGCAAGAGCGCAUGCGUUUGACCUGGACGAAGCGAUUGCGAGGCAAUCAGCGUCAGGUUGAAGUGUGGCAGCGGAUGCUAAAAGUCCGAGCGCUUGUCAUCUCGCCACAGGAAAACCAGGAGAUGUACAUCAAGUUCGCAUCGAUCUGCCGCAAGGCACAGCGUCCCGGUCUUGCCGAGAAAAGUCUGAAUAGUCUUCUGAACUUUUCGAGCAGUCAACAUCUCAGUACGCUUGCGGACGGCGAAAAUGCCGAAAGCUGGAGCGUUGUACAGCAAGCGCCAUACCCUGUGCAGUAUGCAACCUUCAAGUAUUUGUGGAGUAACGAUCAACACGACGCGGCACUGCAUGCUCUUCGCGGCUUCACUCAGACCCUGAAGGAUGAUUACGAGGGCAGAAUGGCCGCUGCGGCGCCACAUCUUGCUGUGCACCACCCAGGGAUACUUAACGGUGUCAAUGGUGUCAACGGAGUGAAUGGCAUACACAGCACGGGACCAUUUGGUGCUGCGAAUGCUCACCCGAUUUCGCACAAGGAGAAAGCUGAAUUGGAUGAGUGGCGACUUCUUCUUGCGCGCUGUUACCUCAAACAGGGCGACUGGCAAGUGAAAUUGCACAAUGGCGACUGGCAAUCUGAACACGUAGCCGAUGUACUGUCGUCCUACCACGCUGCAACGAGGUACCACGAAUCGUGGUACAAAGCAUGGCAUGCCUGGGCAUUGGCCAAUUUCGAGGUUGUCACAUCUUUGACAUCUGGCGACCGUGAGGCCACCGACGUGCCCUCGUACAUUGUCACUGAGCAUGUGGUACCUGCCAUCAAGGGCUUCUUCAAGAGCAUUGCGCUGUCUUCCACAAGUUCAUUGCAGGAUACUCUUAGACUGCUGACCCUAUGGUUCGCCCAUGGCAAUCACCAGGAAGUAACGCAUGCUGUUACUCAAGGAAUAUCCCUCGUCAGCAUCGAUACAUGGCUUGAAGUGAUCCCUCAAUUGAUCGCUCGUAUCAAUCAGCCAAACCGGCUAGUCAAGGAGGGCAUACACAACUUACUUGUCGACAUUGGUCGAGCUCACCCGCAAGCGCUUGUGUACCCACUUACGGUCAGCAUGAAGAGCGAUGCGGUAGGGCGAUCUCGUUCUGCCAAGAGAAUCAUGGACGCUAUGCAACAACAUUCCCCAACACUGGUGGAACAAGCGGGUCUAGUCAGCCACGAGCUCAUCCGAAUCGCGGUGUUGUGGCAUGAGCAAUGGCACGAAGGUCUCGAGGAAGCAAGUCGGCUGUAUUUUGGCGACCACAACAUCCAAGGGAUGCUUGCCACACUAGACCCGCUGCAUGAAAUGUUGCGCAAGGGCCCCGAGACUUUACGCGAAAUAUCGUUUAUCCAGUCGUUCGGUCGGGAUCUCAACGAAGCUCGUGACUGGUGUGAUGCUUACAAGUCAACGAAAGAGAUAGGAGACUUGAACCAGGCUUGGGAUCUCUACUAUGGCGUGUUCAAGAGGAUUGCGAGACAGCUGCCCCAGCUUAUGAGCCUGGAACUGCAGUACGUCUCGCCGGAAUUGAAGGCGGCACACGAUCUGGACUUGGCAGUGCCCGGGACAUAUGCAGUCGGCAAGCCUGUGGUCCGCAUUCAGAGCUUUGAGCCCGUGGCGACUGUGAUUAGCAGUAAACAGCGUCCACGAAAGCUGAGCAUCAAGGGAAGCGAUGGUGUCAAGUACGAUUUCAUCAUCAAGGGUCACGAGGACAUUCGACAAGAUGAGAGAGUGAUGCAGCUCUUUGGGCUGGUCAAUACUCUACUGCAAACGGACACGGAGUGUCUGAAGAGACAUCUCAAUAUUCAACGAUACUCGGCGACUCCCCUCUCGACACAGACUGGUAUUAUGGGGUGGGUACCAAACUCGGAUACGCUGCAUGUACUCAUCCGCGAGUAUCGCGAGUCACGAAAGAUCCUCCUCAACAUCGAGCAUCGGAUCAUGUUACAAAUGGCACCGGACUACGACAAUUUGACACUGAUGCAAAAGGUAGAAGUCUUUGGGUACGCCUUGGAUAACACUACGGGCCAGGAUUUAUACCGCGUACUCUGGCUGAAGAGUAAGUCUUCAGAAGCCUGGCUGGAUCGUCGUACCAACUACACCCGCUCUCUCGCUGUCAUGUCAAUGGUCGGCUACAUUCUCGGUCUCGGCGAUCGCCACCCGAGUAAUUUGAUGCUCGAUCGCAUCACUGGCAAGAUUGUCCACAUUGAUUUCGGAGAUUGCUUCGAGGUGGCCAUGCAUCGAGAAAAAUAUCCCGAGAGAGUGCCAUUCCGUCUGACCCGAAUGUUGACCUUCGCCAUGGAAGUCAGUAACAUUGAAGGUUCAUACCGCACGACAUGUGAGCAUGUGAUGCGGUUACUUCGCAGCAACAAAGAAUCCCUCAUGGCAGUUCUCGAAGCUUUCAUCCACGAUCCUUUACUCACAUGGAGAUUGGGAACACAGAACUCGCCACCGGAACCAACAUCUACUCUGAUUGGCAGCGAAAGGAGACCGGGCGCCCUCCACAACGAAAAUGGCGCGCCUCAGCUCCCACACGGCGGUGCAGCAGAACGCAACUAUCGCAGAGCUUCAAUCAUGGGUGGCGAUCCUAAUGCCCCCGGCGGUGUCAGCUCAUUCCGACCCAAUCGACAGAGGCAAGGAUCUAUUGGGCAAGGAUUCGGCGCGCAGGAUCCGAUGGAGAAGGAAGUGCAGAACGCGCGGGCGUUGCAGGUUCUCGCUCGGGUGAAGGAGAAGUUGACGGGGCGGGACUUCAAAAAGGAACAGGAAUUAUCGAUUGAGGAACAGGUCGAUCGGUUGUUGGAGGAGGCGACGAACUUGGAGAACUUAUGCCAGCAUUACAUAGGGUGGUGUUCGUUCUGGUAGAAGGGGGCCUAGCUCGGGACGUAAAUGGUAGGAGAACAAGGGACAACGGCAAUUAGUGUAGUUUGGCUUUUUUUUUCUGCUUCUUCCAGCGUCGGCGUUGGUGUGCCCGCAUGAGAUGGAUGGAGCAUGGCGGCUGUCUCAAUGGUAUGAGAUGGAAAGGCUGUAUGAUGAAAUUAAUUGAUGAGACGGUCGUUCCAGCGCAGCAUAUGGAGG
This is a messenger RNA of Sphaerulina musiva SO2202, 7745 nucleotides long. Its product is annotated as phosphatidylinositol 3-kinase tor2. The record is from RefSeq and is a predicted model, not a curated record. Gene Ontology annotation, cellular component: TORC1 complex; nucleus; TORC2 complex. Lineage: Eukaryota; Fungi; Ascomycota; Dothideomycetes; Mycosphaerellales; Mycosphaerellaceae. The transcript has a single exon. Bases 195 to 7532 code for a protein of 2445 amino acids. Gene Ontology annotation, molecular function: protein binding; protein serine/threonine kinase activity; protein-containing complex binding. Gene Ontology annotation, biological process: negative regulation of macroautophagy; TOR signaling; protein phosphorylation.